Messenger RNA from Anopheles merus, 4808 nucleotides. RefSeq names its product glycine-rich cell wall structural protein 1.8-like. Bases 230 to 1879 code for a protein of 549 amino acids. NCBI's taxonomy places the organism in Eukaryota, Metazoa, Arthropoda, Insecta, Diptera, Culicidae. The record is from RefSeq and is a predicted model, not a curated record. The transcript is spliced from 5 exons.
GCGCAGAAAAGGAAGACGCCAUUUUGAAACAGUGAAAAACCAAGCUACCCGGUUCCGUGUAGAAGAGUUGCAUGAUCGCUGUUUGUGGUGUGUCUUGACGUGCUAUUUCAGUGAAUUUUGCGCCCCUGUUUAUUGCCACCCGCAUUUUAUUAAAUUGUGCAACAAAACAGCAACCCCUGAGAACGGAAGUGAAGUAUCCGUUGCCAAGUGUGAACAGCUUACAUAAAUAAUGAUGGAUAUGUCCGGUCCACCGAGAGGUGGCUAUCGUGGCCGUGGAGGUCCGCCCCGAGGUGGAUACAGUGACCGGGGAAGCUCACCAUUUCCAUUCAGAGGUCGCGGCCGUGGAGGCGGACCACCGAUGGGUCCCCGUAUGGGUAUGGGUGGCGGUGGCCCUCCUAUGAUGCGUGGACGAGGGGGAAUGAUGCGAGGCGGCGGUCCCCCAAGGGGUAUGGGUGGUCCGCCACGAGGCGGUGGUCCACCAAUGUCGCGCGGUGGCCCGUACGGCGGUGGUGGUGGCGGCCGCCCAAUGGGUGGUCGUUCCAAUUACGGAGGCCCUCCGUCCUCGGUAUCGAACGGAUCGGGACCGCCCGCCGCUAUUGCAGCGUCAGAAAAUGGCGACGGUGGUAAAGUGGCGGAAACGAACGGUGCAACUAAAGCCGUCUCGACCACCUCGGGCGGUGGAUCGGGUGCGGGACAGAGUGGUGGAAGUUCCGGCGGUUCGGGCACCGGUGCUGCCCAGGGUGGUGCAUCCGGUGGCUCCGAGACAGAGCACAUGUCGCCGAAACAAUCGAUAAAAACGGCCGAUUCGAGCAGCUUGGCGGCCGGGUCGCAAGAAUCGUCGAUACAAUCCACACACUCGUCCGCACCGUACCAUUCGUCCCCGCGCGGAAUGUCCCGUGGACGGGGCGGAUUUAUGUCACGCGGCAUGAGUCGUGGCCGUGGUGGUGGUGGAGGUGGAUAUGGCGGCGGUGGCGGUGAUUACGGUGGGCCAAGGCCGUACCGCGGCGGAAUGGGCGGAGGCAGAGGACGAGGCGGUGGUGGCGGGUAUGGUGGUGGUGGCGGCGGUGGCGGCUACGGCGGAGGUGGUAUGUCCGGUGGUGGCGGUUACGGCGGAGGUGGUGGUGGAGGUAUGGGUGGUGGUGGCGGUGGUGGUGGAUAUGGCAACGCGCCACCCUCCUCUUACAACCCGAUGGGUGGCUACGGGCAAAACAAUGGUGGUCCGGGAGGUGGUGGGUACGGUCAGGGUCCACCGCCACCACGCCAGUUCGACUCACGGCAGCCAGCGAACCCGUCCGCCGUACCGCCGAUCAACAAGCGCGGUGGUAUCCCUGGAGUGGGAGGCCCCCCGGGACCGAAGCGUGGACGGUACGAUGCUGGCCCGCCAACACGCGCACUGCCACCGAAGGCUAUGCCACCGCAUCACGGUGCAGCGGCUCCGGUUCCGUCGUACAGUGCUCCACCCCAGCCAAUGGCCAACCACGGUGGCUAUAGCGAUCCGAACGCGCAUGCUCCACAAAUGGAACAUCAGUACACGCACACACCUGCGGCCAACACUGGCGGAUAUGGAAACACGGCCGCACCGCAAGCCGGCUACGCCAGCAACGGAUACAGCCAAAGCUCGUACGGCAACACGACGAUGGCUAGUACCGGGUAUCCCAGCACUGGCACGGAGUACGAUACCACACACUAUGAUUAUAGCAAUACGGCCACAUACGAUACACGCUAUCAGUCUGGCUACACGCAGGAUUACAGCCAAACGUACGGCACCACCGCGGACUAUAGUGCUGUUUCGACUGACACAUACGCCAGCCAGCAGUACGACGAUCGCUCCACUGCCUACAGUGGCUACGAAUUCGCGGGGAAAAACGGUCGUAGUUGAGCUUGCAGAAAAAGAAAUUAUGCCGAAAAAAAAACUGGCAAUACGUAUGGAGUAUUUUUUUUUUUUGUUUUAAAAAACAAGUACGACUUAAGACGAGAAACUAUGAAGAAAUAAACUGGGCAUACAUAUGCCAACAAUGCAAAACAGUACGAAAAAUAACGCGAUAAGCUAUUCAAAAACACGAUGUGAAGGACGCAACUGGAGGAAAUGAAACAUAUUCAACUCUAUCACACAUUAAUCGAAGAACAUAUUUUGUACAUUUGAUGAAGUAAAACGCUAUAUUAACAGUAUUUUCGUGACUAGCGAGCCGGUUGAUCAAAAUAUAUAUAAAUAGAGCGUCAUUAUGCAGUGUUAUGUAUUAACCGCCAUUAACCGCCAUGAAGAGAGACAAACUUUAAAACAUAUUAAGCAAAUUCUGCCAAAUGAAAAUACGCGAAGAAUCAAGAAUCAAAAUACGUACGAAGAAUGACAAUUAAAUCAACAGCAAAAGAAAACUCAACUGCGAUCGUGGGGAUGAAGAGGUUUUACGUUUGUUUUAAGUUUGUUAGCCACGUACAGGGACGAGAUGAUAUAAUGGAGGUGGUCUAAAUAUUUGCGGGAUUAUUUAUCAUUUUGAAACAUGAACUACGCUGAUUGAAUGCUUCCGUUAAAGAACGGAAAACAAUCACACAAACCAAAGUAGAAACUUGGAUUGAUCAUUAUUUAACCUUCGCAAAACAAAGAGAUAUAUAUUUUCUUUACUAUCCAUUGAUACAUGCAAACAGCUAAUGAAAAAUGAUUCAAUUUUCUUCCCUUACCAUUUUCUGCCUCAAUUUCCUUUCCUUCACAAAACCUCCCUGGCCUUUCUUCAACCUAUUCGAACCCAACCGACCAUCAUUAUCAAUAUUUCAUUCUUCCAACUAGACGCGCAAGCGUAUUCGCAGGGCUACGCCAAAACUGAUCAAUACGCACACAGCGGUUACUAUUAAACAGCUUAAUAACCGGCUAAUCAAAAACAAAAACGAUACCGCGAGCGCAUGCCUAAAAAAAGGCAUAGGGAUGAUGGUAUGAUGAAUAAGAGGGGUGUGCGAGUGUGUGCGCGACAGAGUACAGAGAAGAGUACACAUCAAACUGCAGCUGCCGCUACUCUUAACGCGAACAAUAAUGGCGCAAAACAGCUUUCAAAGAUAAAACUCACACACACUCACACUCAAAGGCCAUGCUGUGCAGUGGGGAAACAAAAACUAAAUAGUCAACUGAAGUGUGUGCGCGCGCGCCUGGGGUGUGCAGGAUCAAUACACGUCUUCAAGAGAAUGAAUCCUUUCUCGGCAAUCACGCGUCAAAGAAGAUAGGAUGAUAAGCAAACAGUAAAGAGUUCUAUGCAAAACGCAUCUCCCGAUUGUGUGGUGUGUAGCCUGGUGUAAAGGUCCCCCCCUGUGCACCAUUACUCAACAUGAUAACGAACUCAUCUAUUCAGAAGACCAAAAAUUAAUAGAGAAAAACGAAAAAGAUUGUCACUACCGACCCUCAGCGAUCGAUCAUUUACAAGUUGUGUACAGAACUACCUAAACGGAAUCAGCUAAUGCCGUGGAAAAAAAGCCAGCAUCAGCAAAAAUAGUAAGCAAAGCGGUGGUAGGCGUAUUAUUCUGCCAGCUGGCAUGGGAUGCUCGUUUUAGCAUAUUAGUAGUUUAAAAACAAGAAUCAUAACAGCCGAGUAGUAGCAGUCUCUUAUCAGUUUAAAGCAGAUAGUGUGAGCAAUUAGUACGUAAGCACAGUUCGUGAACUGUUGCGCAGAAUUAUUAAUGACAUAGUGGGAACAGACAGAAAGAGAUACACAGAAAGAAAGUUAGGUAUCUAUCACGUUUGAUGAACAGAAGUUUUGUUUUAAGUUUAAAUGUAUUCCACAUACACAUAGGGCGACGACACGCUCGAUAGGUUUAAAUAAUCUAGCAAAGGAGUGCCCCACAAGUGGACAGACAGCAGGAGUUCGAUAUGCGUCUUCAUGCAAAAGCGACUAAAAUUAGGUAGUUAGCUCAGAGCAUGCGCAGAAUAUUGGAAAACUGCAAGACACAAACGCAAACACAGGAUUGAAUUUGUAAUAAUUGGAUUGGUUUUAAAUCCCUUUUAUUUAUUACAAAAGAUCAUCAUGCAAGAGUUCUCUUUAAGGUUUCCUUUUUUUGUUUUGUAAAAGUAUGACUAAGCACACAGACUCUUAGAACCCAAUAGACGAUACUAAUAAAACCCAUUUAAUAGUGUGAUUUUGUUUUAAAGCGAAUUUUCUCAAAACAGUUAGUAACUUAGCUUUUUAUAUACUCAACUGACUUGUAAAUGCUUUGAGUUUUUUUUCUGACGCCUUCGAGAGACAAUUAUGUAUUCCCCUUUAUCUUUCGUUAUCUUCCACUGAAAUAUAUUGUGUUAUAGUCAUAAAAAUGCAGGGCUCAGCAGGCAAGGCAUUCAAACAUACUUUUUUCGGCUAGCACUUAGAAUGUAAGCUAAAGGAAUAAUAAUAAUAACAAUAUAGACUAGAAAUUACAGCGAGAAGGCGAGGUGCGUGUUAAGCAAGAAUUUUGGCAGGCAACUUACAUCCAAUGUGUAUCCGAGUACGAGUGCGAAGGGCAAAUUACACAUCGGAAAGGGUUUAAGCAUUUUUGAAAGCAAAGUAUUGGCAGUGGUAGUAGUUAGGUAAGGUGAGUCAGUUACUGAACUGCGUUUUCUAUACAUAAUUUGACUUUCACUUGGAAUGUAGUCGCCCCCUUUCCGCUCAGUCAUUUAACGCAAAACGUGAAGGAUGUCCAAGCAAUUAAAGGGAUCAGUUUGUGCAGAGUGUACUUUCUUACGGUGGAGCAGCAGAAACGAAAAUAAAAUGGAAACAUGAAACCAACUACACACAACCAACCGAUAAAGCUAACCAUAAAUAAAUUUGGUAACACAAACCGUACAGUAUGCUUUA